GAACUGCUGCUGAGCGCGGCGGGCCGGCUUUUCGAGGCUGAGCGGCGGCAGCGUCUGUGCCCGCAGCCCCCUCAGCCGCGCGCCGGCCCGCGGAGGGGACGUAACGGGUCAAGCGCCGGUCGGCCAGCUGCUUCCGAGGCGGACGAGCGGCCCGGCGUCGCGGCCUCACUGCAGCCGGCGCUCGGGUGCCGGGGCAGCCCGGCCCGGCUGGUUCUGCGGGCGCCCGGGGAGGCCCCGGGAAGCCAGGCUGCCGCCCGGCGUUGAUGAAAAAGGAUGACAGUGAAGUUGGGCGACGGCGGCAGCGGGGAGGACGGGCUCAAGAAGCUGGGUAAGCGGGCGGCCGAUGAGGAGUCCCUGGAAGGUGAAGGGGCUGGCGGCGCAGACGCGGCCGAGGAGAGCAGCGGCACAAAGAGGGACGAAAAGACCCCCCGGGCCGGCGCCGACGGCACCCCCGCGCCCCCCAACGCGCCGCAGGCGCCGUCUCCGCCGCAAGGCAGCCCCCAGGACCAGCACCACUUCCUCCGGUCCAGCGUGCGGCCGCAGAGCAAGAGGCCCAGGAAGGACCCUCCGAACGCCGUGGGGAGCGGCAACGCUGGUGGUCCGGGGCCCCGCGGAAAAGGAGCUGAAGGUGGAGGAUCAUCAUCUGGAAAUGUGUCUGGGGUUGCCUCUGCUGCCCCUGCAGGGGCCUCGCGCUCCUCCUCCCGGAACUUAGGGUCUUCUGGUGGUGAGAAGGAAGAAGGCAAAAAGGUUCGGCGGCAGUGGGAGUCAUGGAGCACAGAGGACAAGAACACCUUCUUCGAGGGGCUAUAUGAGCAUGGGAAGGACUUUGAAGCGAUUCAGAACAACAUUGCACUGAAGUACAAGAAGAAAGGCAAGCCAGCAAGCAUGGUGAAGAACAAGGAGCAGGUCCGCCACUUCUACUACCGCACCUGGCACAAGAUCACCAAGUACAUCGACUUUGACCACGUGUUCUCUCGAGGACUGAAGAAGUCUUCCCAGGAGCUGUACGGCCUGAUCUGCUACGGCGAGCUGCGUAAGAAGAUCGGGGGCUGUAUGGAUGACAAGAAUGCGACAAAGCUGAACGAACUCAUUCAGGUUGGGGCCACCACUGUACGUUACAAAGGGCGGAACCUGCGGAUCAAAGCGCCCAUGUGCCGGGCCCUGAAGAAGCUCUGCGAUCCGGAUGGCUUGAGUGAUGAAGAGGACCAGAAGCCAGUGCGCCUGCCCCUGAAAGUCCCUAUAGAGCUACAGCCACGAAACAACCACGCCUGGGCCCGCGUGCAGAGCCUUGCCCAGAACCCGCGCCUCAGGAUGAUCGUGGAGCUGCAUCGAAAGGUCUCCAGCCUCAUCGAGUUCCUGAAGCAGAAGUGGGCGCUCCAUGAGGUGCGAGUUAGGAAGACACUCGAGGAGCGGCAGCUGCAAGACUCCUGCUCCCCACCGAUGCAGGAGAAGGUGACUCUGCACUUGUUCCCAGGCGAGAACUGCACGCUGACGCCACUGCCAGGCGUGGCCCGCGUGGUACACUCCAAGGCCUUCUGUACGGUGCACUGGCAGGAGGGCGGCCGGUGCAAGCAGAGUGCCAAGGAUGCCCAUGUGCUGCCCCCAGCCCAAAUCCUGGGCAUCCAGAGUGGGCAGGGCACAGCCCGGGGCCAGGUGAAAUGCCCUCGGGGCGGAGCUGAGGGCAAGGGUGCGGGGCGGCCCCCUCCUGCGGCUGACGCCUCACAGAGCUCUGGAGAGAGUUCCCCCGAAAGCACCCCUGGGGAAGGGGCCAUCCUAAGCUUGAGUAGCCCGGACGCUCCCGACAGACCUCCUGCUAGGCAGCAGGACACUGGGCCAUGUCCUGAGAAGACCCCUACAGAAGGCAGGGACAGCCCCAUCCGGGAGCCAGGGGCCUUGCCGUGUGCCUGUGGUCAGCUUCCAGACCUGGAGGACGAGCUCUCGCUCCUAGACCCCUUGCCCCGCUACCUGAAAUCCUGCCAGGACCUCAUUGUCCCCGAGCAGUGCCGCUGUGUAGACAUGCGGCCUGGGAGCGAGCAGCCUCCUCCGGGCCGGGCAGCCUCCCCAGAGGUGCUGGCUCCUGUCAGCAAGGAGCCUGUUGACCUUGCCCUCGCUGGCCCUGCCCCGAGGCCCAGCCCCGGGCUCUUGCCAGAUGUUUGCACUAAAGACUCGGCAGAUGCACCUGCAGAGGAGGUCCAGGAAAAGGGGAGCCCUGCCGAGCCUCCGCUGCCUCAGGGACAGCCUGCCGCCAGACCCCCAAAGGAGGUCCCUGCCAGCCGGCUGGCACAGCAGCUCCGUGAGGAGGGCUGGAACCUGCAGACCUCUGAAAGCCUCACGCUGGCCGAAGUCUACCUCAUGAUGGGCAAGCCCAGCAAGCUGCAGCUGGAGUACGACUGGCUGGGGCCCAGCCGCCAGGACCCCCGCCCCGGCUCCCCAGCCACCACCCUCCACAAGCAGCGCCUCCUCAGCUGCCUCCUGAAGCUCAUUUCCACCGAGGUCAACCCCAAGCUGGCUCUGGAAGCAAACACUGUCUCUACAGUGAGGACCUCCCAGGAGGAGCAGUCCACAACGCCCCCAGGGAAGGUGGUGACCGUCAGCUCUCGAAGCCCCCGCUGCCCUCGGAACCAGGCCACCCUCCGCAGCAGCAAGACCUUCCCGCCCAGCUCUGCACCAUGCCCCUCAGGUUUGAGAAACCCUCCAAGACCCCUCUUGGUGGCUGGUCCCACCAGCACGGGAAGCAGUGAUUCAGAUGGCGGCCUUUUUGCUGUCCCAACAACCUUGCCACCCAACAGCCGACACGGCAAACUCUUCUCUCCCAGUAAAGAUGCAGAGCUGACUUUCCGCCAGCAUCUGAACUCCAUCAGCAUGCAGUCAGAUUUCUUCCUGCCAAAGCCCCGGAAGCUGCGGAACCGGCACCUUCGGAAGCCACUGGUGGUCCAGAGGACGCUGCUCCCUAGACCGUCAGAAAACCAGUCCCACAACGUUUGUUCCUUCUCCAUCCUGUCUAACUCUUCCGUAACUGGGAGAGGUUCGUUCCGGCCCAUCCAGUCUUCUCUGACCAAAGCAGCUCUGUCUCGGCCGAUCGUGCCCAAGGUCCUUCCACCCCAGGCCACGAGUCACCUGGCCAGUACUAUCGACUUAGCAGCUACGAGUGCCGGCAUCCUCCCCGGGAACCCCCUCCCUGCCUUGGACACCGAGGGCUUGUCUGGCAUCUCUCCACUGUCUUCAGACGAGGUGACAGGUGCCGUCUCUGGGCAGGACUCCACUGGAGCUCACCAGAAUGGAGACGCCCUCCCCGCCAUGGGGGGCUCGGACCCGUUCGUCAGCAUCCCUUCGAGACCUGAGCAGGAGCCAGUGGCGGACAGUUUCCAGCAGGGCUCUUCUGUUCUCUCCUUAUCUGAGCUGCCCAAGGCCCCUCUCCAAAAUGGGCUCUCCACACCGCUGUCCUCGUCAGAGAGCUCCAGCACCCGGCUGUCUCCACCAGACGUCUCUGCUCUACUUGACAUCUCCCUGCCCGGCCCGCCUGAGGAUGCGCUGUCCCAGGGCGAGUCCGCCACACACAUAAGUGACUCCAUCAUCGAGAUCGCCAUCAGUUCUGGCCAGUAUGGUGAAGGGGUUCCUCUUUCUCCAGCAAAACUGAAUGGCAGUGACAGUUCCAAGAGCCUUCCCUCCCCAUCCAGCAGCCCCCAGCCAAACUGGAUCGCCUCUCCCACCCACGACCCCCAGUGGUACCCCAGUGACUCCACUGACUCCUCGCUCAGCAGCCUGUUUGCAAGCUUCAUCUCCCCAGAGAAGAGCCGGAAGAUGUUGCCCACUCCCAUCGGGACCAACAGUGGCACAUCCUUGCUUGGCCCCAGCUUGUUGGAUGGAAACUCAAGGGACUCAUUUGUGUCCAGGUCCCUGGCUGAUGUUGCAGAGGUUGUGGAUUCCCAGCUGGUGUGCAUGAUGAAUGAGAACAGCAUCGAUUAUAUUUCUCGGUUCAACGACCUGGCCCAAGAGCUGUCCAUUGCUGAGCCUGGCCGCCGAGAAGUUCUGUUUGAUGGUGGUGGAGGCGGCCCCCCUGUCAGUGACCUGUCCCAGUGACCACACGUCCUGGUGGCAGAUGAAGCCCUCUUCCAGCUAGAGAAAAACAGAUCAAGCCCAGGAGCCCCAGAGGAUGAUCUGAACAGAGGCAUCUCCGCACCCAUGACUGUGCAACAGGCAGGAAUGUGGUCAUAGAGCUGCUUCCCCACGAGCAGCAGGCAGUGGUGUCCCAGGAGACCAGGGCAAGCUCUUGGGAAGGGCCGACGUUAGAAAUGGCUGUGGUGCUGGAGCAGUUCUUCACCACGUCUGGGCCCACGUUAGGGUCUACAUAGUGAUCGCAUUUCAGCCCAAGCUCUGCCUUGAUUGUUGUGUUGGAUGUAAUGGUGGUGUUUCUUUCUGAGACAAGGGAGUGUGUGUGCCUUGGUAUAGUUGCCCCGUGCUAGGAGCUGUGAUCUCCCACUCUGCAGGGAGGCCCCAGCUCCUGCUGCUUGAUUUUUGCCAAACCUGUGCCAUGCUUCAGCUGUACCCUCUGUGGAAUGUAACGGGCAGGACAGUUGGUUGUGGCCUGGGCUUGUGCCGCAUGGUGUCACACCCUGAGGCAGCAAGCGCAUGGAUGCUGAUUGCAGGCUGCUGAGGAGUCCUGGGGCCCUGGGCUGGUGCCUCCCCUGUCUAGAGGUUUUGUUUGAUCUCUCUGAACAGGAAGUGGGGGCAGCAAGAGUCCUGUACUAUGCAGGUUGUGUGGACUUUACAUGGGAUCCUGCUAAGCUGGUUGAAAAUGUUUUUCUUGUGUUUUAAGGAUUAGGAGACAUGGAAGAGGAAGAACAAAGUCCCCUCUGUAGUUGGUUUCCUUCCUGUGUCCCUUUGCAAGCUUUCAGGUGACCUAAGGUGUCAUUUGUCUCUACUGGGGUGACCUCUAAGCACUAAUACGAUUACAGCAAAAACUUUCCUGAUAAGUUCUGAAACUCAGUCUGUGACUAUUUGGCACUUAGAACAAGUCCACCUUUGCAGGGAAAGUGUCUCGUGGGCGUGGAUGUGGGCAUGCCUGACGUGUGUUUAGUCCCUUCGUACCUUUGCCUUGAGAUAGCUGUGUCUCCUUUCCAUUUGGGACACUCAUGCAAGGGCCCAGACAUCUGGAUGUGGUUAGACGUCACCAAAUGUAUGCCUUCCUGGUGGUCUUCCUCCUUGCACCCCCUCAGGUGGUCAGCAUUCCUACCGAGGGUGGCUAGCGUUCCUACUGCAGACUGCCCAACAUCCAGUCUU
Sapajus apella (tufted capuchin) is the source of this 5280-nucleotide messenger RNA. It is a transcript of the gene CRAMP1, whose product is annotated as cramped chromatin regulator homolog 1. Bases 274 to 4080 code for a protein of 1268 amino acids. Gene Ontology annotation, biological process: pattern specification process. The record is from RefSeq and is a predicted model, not a curated record. The transcript is spliced from 21 exons. Lineage: Eukaryota; Metazoa; Chordata; Mammalia; Primates; Cebidae. Gene Ontology annotation, cellular component: nucleus. Gene Ontology annotation, molecular function: chromatin binding.